Messenger RNA from Suillus subaureus, 923 nucleotides. RefSeq names its product putative methyltransferase-domain-containing protein. NCBI's taxonomy places the organism in Eukaryota, Fungi, Basidiomycota, Agaricomycetes, Boletales, Suillaceae. The transcript has 7 exons. The coding region runs from base 4 to 816 and encodes 270 amino acids. Gene Ontology annotation, molecular function: protein-lysine N-methyltransferase activity. The record is from RefSeq and is a predicted model, not a curated record. Gene Ontology annotation, biological process: peptidyl-lysine dimethylation.
GUAAUGCAAGACGGUGAAGACUUGGAGGAUCUUUCUCUCGGCGAUGUUUUCACGGAACCUCCGCGUCCACCAACACCCCCGCCAACCUUUGCAACAUGUACUCGAAACGCCUUUCCCGAUCUUAAAAUCCGCCUGGUAGGAUCGCAUCCGCUAUGGGCUCAUCAUCUAUGGAAUGCAGCAUUAGCAUUUGCAUCAUAUAUAGAUUCAAAUCCAGAGAUAGCACGCAAUCGCUGCGUACUCGAACUCGGAGCUGGUGGAGGUCUCCCAGGACUCGUUGCAGCACAGAACGGUGCUAAAAAAGUUGUACUGACAGAUUACCCGGAAGCGGUACUCAUUGAUAACUUAGAGUUCAACGCCAGUCAAAAUCUGUCUCCUGAUGAGCAGGAUCAUGUUGAGACUCAGGGAUAUAUCUGGGGCCAUCCCGUAGACAACAUAAUGCGAGCACUCCCAAAGGAUGCCUCGACAGGAUAUCACUUAAUCAUAUUAUCAGACCUAAUCUUUAAUCACUCACAGCAUGAUGCAUUAUUGAAAUCUUGCGACAUGUGCUUGACUUCUCGCUCCGCAAGCGAUGACGCUUCAAUCGUACCAUGCGUGCUGGUUUUCUACUCCCAUCAUCGACCGCAUUUGGCAGACAGGGAUCUUGAAUUUUUCCGCAAAGCUCAGGGUGCAGGCUGGGUUUGCGAGGAGAUAGUAACGCACAAAUAUCCGCCCAUGUUCCCGGAAGAUCCAGGCGAAGAGAAAGUUCGUGCUACAGUACAUGGUUGGAGGAUGACCAGGGGAGAUGCUGGCGAUUUUCCUCACUCAAUUCUGAUCUAGCAAAUCAAUAGAGUCUAUUUGGUUCCAGGUAAGUGCUACAGCACCUCUGGUCACUUGUAAGACUUCAUAUGAUGCGUGCCACAUAGUUUCGUCACACCACACAUAUA